Molecule: messenger RNA, 705 nt
Organism: Protopolystoma xenopodis
Lineage: Eukaryota; Metazoa; Platyhelminthes; Monogenea; Polystomatidea; Polystomatidae
Source: the annotation of a GenBank genome assembly
GAGUUGGACCAACUGGCCUUACAGCUGACCAGCAUGGGCGCUGUGUCUCCCAAAUCUGGCUCACCGGUCGGUGACUCUCCUAAUGAAUCUGCAGAUGUUGGCGAUCUGCACACGCAUGGAUCUCCAGGUGGACCAGAUGUUUUGAUUAAGCGCUCCGAUGAGCAGCCAUCAAGACGGCAGCAGCACCGUCAGCCUGUUGUGGACUGCAAGUCUGCAGCAAUCAAAGAGACGGAAAAAGAAGAUAAAUCUGGGAAUUGUCAGCGUAACCGAACCCAUCAGCAUCAGAAGCGGCAACAGCGUCAGCAUCAGCAUCCCUACCAACCCAAGUCUCGGCUAGAACAUCCAGCAGCAAGUCAAGAGGAUAAUGCCGAGGCUAGAGAUCAAAAGGAUGUACACGCUAAUACUCACCAUUCUCAUCGAAAUCGUCAUCAUCACCAUAGCCAUCGUGGCUAUCUCCCGCAGCCUCAAGAGGACGAUCAUCGCCAGAUGCAACAGUCCGCUUUGCAUGCUGUCAAAGAAGCACGAGCAAAACCAAUAGCUGCGGCAUCUGAAUCCGCUAACAGGGCACAAAGUAAAAAAUAUAAGGAGCAUUGCCAGUCCCAUGAAAAGCAUCGUCAGCGACACUUUUCCAAGCACAAAAUCAGGCUGCAUCGGACUGGAGGUAAAUCCUACUUUAUUCAAAACUGGUUUCUCCAGCAUUCUUAG